CACACCCGCCUAACCCACACUCACUCACUUUCGCUUUCAAAGCUCAUCAAGUUACUGUUCAAAAAGUCUGCACUGUCAAGGCAAGCUGCUUGACUACGCAAGAGCAGGCUGAACUUCAAGUCUGGCGAGAAUGGCAGCCUCAUCUUCGACAUCGGCCCAAUUGCCGCUGCAUCAACACAUCGACACUGCCCUGCUGCUUUCCGUCGAUUCGUCUGCCAUUCCCUCAUCCUUGACAGCAGCAUCCGAAGAGGCGCGCGAAGAGCUGCUGCGUAGUAGAGCGACGAUCUCCACGCAAGCCUUGAUCUCUGCGCUAUGGGCCAUCCCAUCCAAGCAGCAUCCCGAUCACGGACGGAUAGCCCUGUUGCCUGCUCCGCUGUCCGUCGGCUCAGGCGGCACUCCUCUACCUCGCGAAAAGCCUUUACCAGCGAAGAAGGUCGAGACGAAAUGGGAAGCAUUCGCGAAGCGCAAAGGAAUCGAUGGGAACAAGAAGAGGGACAAGUUGGUUUGGGAUGAUGAGAGGAAAGAGUGGGUACCCAGAUGGGGCUUCAAGGGCAAGAACAAGGAUGCGGAAGAUCAGUGGAUACACGAACUACCUCAAAAUGUCUCCGACGAUCAUGAUCCUGCAAAGGAAGCUCGAGCGGAACGCAAAGCAAGAAAAUUGUCAAAUGAUGCGAAACAUGCAAAGAAUUUGGCGAGAGCGACGGGGGCUGCUCUCAGUACCUCUGCUGCUGCCAAGAGAGCUGCGGACCAGGAGAAAGCGAAUGCAGGAUUAGGCGGCGGUCCUCAGUCUGCUGCGGCGGAGAAGGCAGCAAAGAGGAAAGCGGAGAGGGAAUUGAGAAAGGGACAAUUGGAUGCGGAUGUCAAGAGGGCAAAGGUCAGCACCGCUAGCAUGGGUAAAUACGACAAGCAGCUCAAAGGCGAGAGCAAAGAGAAGGGUCUCAGGAGGCAGUUCGCACCAAACGAGCAAGACACUUCCUCCGAACGAGUUUCGCAGCUCGCGCUUAUUUCCGGCUUGUCAAAGGGAGGUGCGCCGGUACGUUCGAAGCCCAAUGCCAAGGGACAAGGAGAUGCGGAUCUGGUCAAUGCUCGCAAGGCCGUACGUUUCGAGAGCGGCGGGAGAGGAAGCUCUGCAUUGGCGAGCAAGGGCGCAUCGAGUCGAGGAGGUAGGGGAGGUAAAGCUUCUAGAGGAGGCAAGAGGUCAAAGUGAGCCAACAGUCGCGCAAGUUCAACCUCAGCGCUUUCCCCUUGUCGCGCACCUCCAUCAUCGCGCUUUCCCACGCACCGAUACGUUUCCACGCUCACGUGCACCUUGCACACACACACACACACACACACAUCCCGCCCGCACUCGAUUCUUUUUCAAUGCCACCAGUUCAC
Messenger RNA from Ceraceosorus guamensis, 1377 nucleotides. Its product is annotated as RRS1-domain-containing protein. The transcript is spliced from 2 exons. Lineage: Eukaryota; Fungi; Basidiomycota; Exobasidiomycetes; Ceraceosorales; Ceraceosoraceae. Gene Ontology annotation, cellular component: nucleus; nucleolus; preribosome, large subunit precursor. The record is from RefSeq and is a predicted model, not a curated record. Gene Ontology annotation, molecular function: protein binding. Bases 131 to 1207 code for a protein of 358 amino acids. Gene Ontology annotation, biological process: ribosomal large subunit export from nucleus; ribosomal large subunit biogenesis; ribosome biogenesis.